Molecule: messenger RNA, 936 nt
Organism: Tremella mesenterica DSM 1558
Lineage: Eukaryota; Fungi; Basidiomycota; Tremellomycetes; Tremellales; Tremellaceae
Exons: 5
Coding region: 1-936 (311 amino acids)
Molecular function (GO): NADP binding; oxidoreductase activity, acting on the CH-OH group of donors, NAD or NADP as acceptor
Source: RefSeq, a predicted model, not a curated record
AUGGUAGAACAGAAAAUUGGUUAUGUAGGUCUUGGAGCUAUGGGAAGUGCUAUUGCUCCUCAUGUAGCCGAUUACGCUUUGAAGAAUAAUUUCCCCCCUUUGACCCUCUGGAAUAGGUCUGUUGACAAAUACGAACCUAUCAAGGAGAAAUGUCCUGGGGCGUAUUUUGCCAAAGAGCUCAAGGAAGUGACGGAAAGGUGUAAUGUAGUUUUUAGCUGUUUGUUGAACGACGAGGUUUCUUUGGAAGUAUAUGGGGAGUUGGUGAAAGGGAUCAAAGCGAAGGUUGUUUUCAUCGAUCAGAGUAGUUUGAACCCUAAGACGUCGGUUAAACUUGCCGAAAUGGUCCAACAAGCAGGUGGUGUAUACCUAGCCUGCCCAGUAUUCGGGCUACCCAUAAUGGCGGCCAACCGUAUGUUAGUAUGUAUCAUGUCCGGUCCAAAAGAAGAGAAAGAAUGGGUCAAACCAUUGGUCCGAUCUCUAGGGAAGGAACUCAUCGAUGUGGGAGAGAACGUAGCUACAGGUUCUCAAACAAAGUUCGCAGGGAAUGGUUUCCUUCUUGGUAUUCUCGAACUUUUAGGAGAACUAUAUGCAAUGUUGGAAGCUAUUGGAUAUCCCAAAGCUGCCUUCACCGAACUGAUGGAAAAAUUCAUCGGAUCCCCUUCAGUCAGUCACUAUAGUAAAGUUAUCUCAGAAGGUAAUUUCGACCCGACUUACGGGUUCCUCAUUACCACCGGUCUCAAAGAUUGUCGACAUAUCCUUUCUCUCGGGAGUGAUGCCAAUCCUCCUGUCAAACUUCCUCUUCUCGAAAUGGCAGCGGAUAACAUGCGUCAAGCUGCCGAAAUUGAUCCGACCCUCGAUUGGAGUGCGAUGAGUAUCAUCCUUCGUCGCAAUGCCGGAUUGGCUUUGCUUUCGAAAGCCAAUGAGGAGGAUAAAUGA